Trypanosoma grayi is the source of this 5250-nucleotide messenger RNA. RefSeq names its product putative RNA helicase. The record is from RefSeq and is a predicted model, not a curated record. The transcript has a single exon. Bases 1 to 5250 code for a protein of 1749 amino acids. Gene Ontology annotation, molecular function: RNA binding. Gene Ontology annotation, cellular component: intracellular anatomical structure. NCBI's taxonomy places the organism in Eukaryota, Euglenozoa, Kinetoplastea, Trypanosomatida, Trypanosomatidae.
AUGACACCCUCCCUCGCUGGUAAGGACCCUACCACUUCGGUGGUUUCGUUGCCCCGUCAGCAGCAGCAGGAAUUCGUCGCGCGCCACCAUCGUGGACGUGGCGCCCACUACAAGCCGCACACCUUUACACUGGAUGUCCCCGUCACACAAGCUGAUGUGGCGCGCUGGGAGACACACUUCAAUGCAAGUGCGCCGCCGCCACCAGCUUCAAAUGCAGCGUUUAAUGGCGGCGGCUUCCUCGACGCGACGACGGUGCUCGCGAUGAAAGACGAGACGGAGCGGCUACAGGCGGUGCAUAAGCUUGCCCCAAUGAAGCCGUUUGACCCGCAGCGUGUCGCGCGCACACCUAUGACUAAAGUGCUAACGCACCGACGUAAGUGGCUGCCGUACCGACAGCGCCUGCCGGUAUAUCAGUGUCGCGGGCCACUCCUUGAUGCGCUGCUCAACAAGCAGGUUCUAGCACUCGUCGCACCCCCCGCUAGCGGUCGCACGCUUCAAUUGCCGCAGAUCAUAUCGGAGACGGAGGUUUUUAAAAACAAGCGGGUUAUUGUUGUCUGCCCAACAAGUUUAGCUGCGUGUCGUGUGGCGGAGCGGCUGCGCGAGGAACGUGGGGAAGAUGCUGCAUCCACAACGGUCGCUGUGUGCACCUCAAUCCAAUACGAUGUGUCGGAGGGGACACUUAUUGCGGUGACGACACCUGAGAUGCUUCUUCAUCAGCUGAUUUGUGAUCCUUUGCUGCUGCGUGUCGACUGCGUCAUAUUGAACGACAUAAAUCUGCGAACGCCCACAACAGAGUUGUGCAUGUCCUUUCUUCGCAAUAUCCUGCAGCUUCUAACAGAGGAGGGUGCUGUGGAGAAACGUGGUGGGGUGCUGCGUGUUGUCGUCGACUGCCUCGAGGAUGCCCUUGCAACCACCAUUUCUGAUUUCUUCGGUGAAGAAAAAACGGCACGUGUGAAUUUGCAGCAAGUCAUGCAUCAGGACCUCAAGACGACUGCAACGGAAGCGAACUACCUUCACAAUUUAUGGUCUCCUCCUUGUAUUCUGCAUCUUGAGGAGACGAUUCAGUGGCUAGCGAAGUGUGAUGAGGAGGGGAGUUCUCUCUGUCGCGACCCGGUAGAGGACCUUCGUCCCUAUGUGGAGAAUAUGAGUGUUGUGGCAAAGAUCAUGGCCGCUAAGGAUGCGGACUUCACAGUCGAUUCGAAAAUUAAAUCCUAUUGGUCCCCUAUCAUCAUACAAGCUGUUAAAGAGUACGAUCGAGCUGAAAGGAAGGAUUCCUCCGUGGUGGCAGAUGAGGAAUCACAGCAACGACAAAGGCCUUCGGUUAUGGUAAUUGUGCCAAAUGUACAAGUUGCCGAACUUGUCGCCGAUGCGUUUCACUGUUCAAACAAAGACUCUACAAUAAGCGAAGAAGAAUCCAAAAAGGCACAGUCACCUCUUUCGGUGCAUGUCUUACGCGACCAUGACACUCUGGUUGAGCUGAAUUCUCUAUUCAAAGAUAAUGAAACGGCGAGGAAUGGUGAACGUUUGGUACUGCUUGCCACACCGAUGAUGGCGCAGACAGGACUUCCACCCACACUUGAUGUGGGUUUGGUUGUGGACUGUGCGAGACAGUCUUAUUCCUCCUAUGAUGUCAACUCAUAUGUGGAUACGACUGUAAUGGAGUACAGCACUGUGCAGGAGCUGCGGUACCGCUGCAGAAUUGCCCGUGUUCGCUGUCUUGACGUUGGGGGAAAAAAUGAUGCUGCUCGGGCGCCAGCAUGCACUGUUAUACAGCUAAUUCCGAAGUCUGAUCUCCACAGCAUUCAGCACCGGCGUAUCAGCAGUGAUCCUGGGCACCACAACAUCUUUCAUAUGAGCUGGGACGGAUACGUGAAGUUGUAUCACAUACUUCAGGCUCGUGAAGAAGGUGUGCGCCAUCGAAGGUCUACUUCCACCUCGUCGGCCGCAGAAUCGACUCAUCUCUUAUCGUCAAUGGUGGCGCAGCUGAUCCCUUCUCAUUUUGUUGGCGUCUCAGCGGCGUCAAGUAGCCGCUACGAGCAGUUGUCUCGCACCUUUGCCGUUGUCGAGCAUCACCUCCAGCGAUUGGGACAUCUGGAGAAAUCGAAUGGGGAUGAGUACCUGCGGCUUUCGCCGCUCGGUAUGGCGUCGGCGUGCCUCCCGUGGCACCACGUGGUGGUGCGUCUUCUGCUACUCUCGCUAAUGAGUGACUGCCUUGUACUGGCGAGUCUUGUUGCGGCGAUGUGGAUGGUAGGUAGCUUAUUCUCCUCGGGUGAAGCAGACGCAGAAACGAGGCAGCUGAUGAAUGAGGCCCGAGUCUUCUUCUCCGGUGGUUCUGGUAGUGAUAUUAUGAGUGCAUUCUAUGCCUACCGCAUGUGGCUUUCGCUACGCGGAUCAUCAGAGGAAGAAGAAGCCUUUUUAGCUAAUAGCCAUAUUUCGAAAAAGGUCUUGUUGCAUAUUGAGCAGCAACAACUGGCGCUAAUUCGGGUACUUGAUGCUACUGCUAUCUCUGGUCCGUCCACUGUUAAGAACCAUUCCCGCAGCAAUGGUAAUGCGGGGUUAACAUCAACGGAUGCUGCGGACGUGGCAUCCGCCAUUCUUGAAAUCCCUGAGAAUGCUUUAUUGGAGGGGCACACUUUUUUACGGUGCAUUACUGCCGCUAUUUACCCUCAGUGUGCAGUCCCUCAUGAUGAUGGCACAGUCUCUUUGUUAGAGUUCAAAAAUAAUUUGGCGAAAGCGGUGACGGGAGGAGGUGGUAGUGGAGCUGCUCCUCGAUUAACCGUGGUGCCUGCUAUGUUCUCUGAGGAAUCCGUGAUGAACAGCGAGGAGGUGUGGCAGCAAUACUCAGAGAAGCCUUACCUGUACCUCUACCGAUCACGCAUUGCAGAAAAAAAUCUUUCCGUGCUUGAAGAGGCAACUCCACUCUGUAUGGAUGCGGCUGUUGUGUUUUGCGGUGAGAUGCUUGAGUGGUCAAAGCAGCCGUCGUAUCGCUGCCGUGGCUGGACAUCAAUCAUGACGAACGCAUGGCGGCAAACCAAACUUUCCCGUCGUCUUCCGCCACCCGCCCAAUUGCCAUCGGUCUCUAUUGCACUGAAGCCCUACGAUACUAUCCAAGUUGCACCGGUCGUUGUGCAAGUAGACGGUAUUUUCUUAUUCAGCAUGCGCACCACGACAGCAAGCUGGCUGCAGCAGAUGCGGGAACAAGUUCGGCGACGUCUUAAGGCAUUACUUUGUGACAAGUCGUGGCCUGUAAAUGAUGACGCCAUGUUUAUUAUACGAGAGGCGUGGGAUUGGUGGGCAAAGCGGGAGCGUGACGCCCAUGGUUGGCUGCGUGAGGAACGUGCUAUUCGUUUCAGUGCUACUACAGCAGCAGAAACUCAAAAAAAUGCCGAGUGUGCGCUAUGCCCGUACUAUCAGUACAGUGCAAACCCUGGGAAGCCUACCGCCGUUGAGCCUUCCAGGCGGCAACCCAACACUCAUGCCGUAUCUUCGCUGUCUGCAGGCGACGUCCCUGCCACCGCCAGUGUUCUUGAUGGGGGUGUAAAGCAGCCUAUGGCAUAUGUGGGAAAGAUGCCUGACCCUGUAAUGGAUAGAAACAUUCUCCAAAUUGCACAGAGUGUCGCCACGGCUCGUACACGUAAACAGGAAGCUAGAUUCUUGAAUUUAUACCCGGAUCUGUUCGCCUUCCUUCAUCCUGAACAUGAAUUACACGGUUACUAUCUGCAUGUUUUGCGUCGUGAAGCACCCGAUCUGGAGGUCCUCGGUGAUAAUUUAGAGGAGUUGGAGAAUUUCUUAAAGGACGUUGAGAAAGAAUUACAGAGUGAAAUCGGCAUUAGUAGUGUAAACCCUGUGGUAUCUACGGAGACGCAGCCCCAUGGCACUGAUUCCACAAUUGGAGUUGUGUCUGGCGAUGGACGGUACCAAUUCCAAGAGGUGAAUGCAGAGGAGUACAUGUCAUCAUACGGCAUGCAGGUGGAAACUGCAGCUGAGCACAAGGUCCGGCCACCAACGUUGUUCAAGACUCACGACACGCGGCUGCCAACGUCAUCAACAAGAGAUGCUGCGGGGGGUCCUCCGCCUGCUUCCUCCUUCUUCGCUCAACAAGGGGCUUCUGAUCCUCCUAAUAUAGCCGUUGCGGCCCCAACCCCUGCGGAGAGUUCGGCGCCGCUAAGGCCGCCCCCCGUAGAUUCCAAUGCUUCAAUUGGCAGCUUCACAUUUGAAAAAGGGGCGCAGUCGACUGGCCCUUCUUUUAAUUCAGGUCACGCAGGUGGGAGUGGCAGUGGUGGUGCACCGACUCUAUUUGAACGGCUCUUGGCAAUAAAAGAGGACGGUGCCGCACCGCCUCCGACUCAGCAACCUGCCGUGAUGAUGAGUGGAGCCAAUAUGCAGGAUACAAUAGCACAGCAGUCGAGUCAGGUAGCCUCCACAAUGGGCCAGGGUGUUUGGGCGACUACCAAUGCUACUCCAUCGGCACAGCCACUCACAUUUAAUCCAAAUACAUCACCUGAGAGCGUGCUGGGGGCGCCAUCGCAGCAGAUACCGACGCCUGGGGUAACAGCUUCGAUACCCCCACCUUCAACUCCUCCCGCCGCAGAGUUACUCGCGCUGAUGGGAAUCCUUCCUCCGGCACCUGCGGUUAAUCCACUCACAAAACCGCCACCACCGCUUCCAGCAGAAGCUAUUGCCAACCGCCCACCAUCAGUUCUCGUGUAUCCGGUGCCACCACGUGAAUAUGGAAACAUCCCUCUCAUUCUUGCCAAGGCCUUGGGAGAGACUAUGGGCGUGAAGGUAGGUCCCACACGCAUCGUUGGCAAUGUCGCCCGUAUUGAUGUGCGCAAUCAUAAAGUGGAGGCACGAGCGCUUGCGCUGAAGUCCUUUACCUGUGUCGGUAAGAAGGUGCAUAUAUUCAAGAACGAGCGUAUCAUCGAUCAUUUACCACAUAGUGGCAACAGGGAGGAAACUGGAAGACCCAGGUCACGUGACGAUGUGCCGCGUCACCUCCAAAGGGUGGACUACAGCCCUGAGAAUCAGGGAGAAAAGGAGGAGGGAGAAGAUGCAAGGAGUCUGCCAUACAAUGCACAGAAGGCUCCUGGCUACGCACAGAACCAGCGGCAGCCUCUGCAGGAUGUAGUGUCAUCAAUGCAACCACCGAAGAAGUCAAGUCAUGCUCCACAGAUCGGCCUUCUGACCGACUCCGAAGAUGAUGAUGAUGAUGAUGACGAGGAACUUUCUAGCAGCGCUGACUCUUGUUGA